CGAGCUGGUUUCUCCAUUCUUACCUACCCUACCUUUAAGAUAUAAUUCAACCCAAUAAAGUUAAUCAAUAUUCCAUUGGGGGUCAUCUUUUUUAGAUCAGGCAAACAGCACAGGCAGCUCAUCUUAUGUGAUGGGUCCUUCUGGUGGUACUAGCAGGUAGUGACUUUCAGCAGCUGACGGAGGACUGCUCUCUAAUGUCUUGAGAGAUACACUGCUCCUAAUUUACUUGUUUUACGAACAAAACACAACAUGAAUUUCGUCAGAACUCGCCUUUCUCUUGGCAACCUCAUUGGUCAGAGGUGCAGACAGGUCACUGAAACAUGGAGCUACAGAGGGAUGUGCAGCAAACCAGAGGUGGUCAAAGCAGAGCCUCCUGCAGCCCCAGCAGCAGCAGCCCCAGCAGCCCCAGCAGUCCCAGCACCAGCAGCCCCAGCAGUCCCAGCACCAGUUACUCGUGCCUCGUUCAGAGUCCCAGGCUACAAACCGUCGAAUAUGGACAAGAAGUUUCUUCUCUGGUCGGGACGCUUUAAGACAGAAGACCAGAUACCAGAGAUUGUGUCGUGAGUAGCUUCUUCCUGUUUACACCAGACCUCCCAGCGCACUGAUUGGCUCUCUGUAAUUCAGUUAACGUACAUCACAAGAACAGAGCUCGCUGCAGAGGGUAGCUG
Notothenia coriiceps (black rockcod) is the source of this 668-nucleotide messenger RNA. Its product is annotated as protein FAM162B-like. The record is from RefSeq and is a predicted model, not a curated record. Gene Ontology annotation, biological process: positive regulation of release of cytochrome c from mitochondria; neuron apoptotic process; cellular response to hypoxia. The coding region runs from base 250 to 564 and encodes 104 amino acids. NCBI's taxonomy places the organism in Eukaryota, Metazoa, Chordata, Actinopteri, Perciformes, Nototheniidae. Gene Ontology annotation, cellular component: mitochondrion. The transcript has 3 exons.